CGGUACCAACGGCAAUGGUCAAUGACAAGGAACACCUGGAGGCCUAUACCAGAUCUCGUAGAACGGUUAAACGGUGAAUAGACAGCUGAGAAGCCUGCCGCAAGAUCUUCAACUCUCUCGGAAUAGCAGUUAGUUGGAUGUGGCCUUCCCAUCACCUGCCUUCCCCGCGGUUUGAGCAUUUCCCGCGAACUCAACCAAACCACAACCUACAUGGCCAGCCACACUACUCAACCUCAAUCAGCAAACCAACCAGCUCAAAAAAGCACAGUCGCUCUCUUUUCUCGUUCUCUUCGUCAGCAGUCUCCGCUCUGGAACACCACGGCGCGUAUCUUGUCGCAAAACGCAGGAUGGGUAGUGAGAGGUAAACCUAGGACCAAGGCAAUGAGCAUUGGGUAGGAAGAAGCAGCUCAUGGAUGACAUAGAUAUUGAGGUCACGCCUACUACGCCUGGCGUAAGUAUAGCUGCCAGAAAUGGACCCACGACUGACAACGUGGCGUGCUCACAGGAUGUCACAAUCCCAUCAACGCCGUUUUCGAUUAUUUGUCAACAAAGCAGCAUGACUACCCAGCAUACACCUCCAAACAACGCUUCAUCCGGCGAUGACUUCGUUGUCCUGAUUGAGCGCGUCGAGCAACUUCUCUCCCGUUCACGCACUCCUGUCAUCCUGGUUAUCUCUCCCAACAUCAACGACUUCCUCAAUAUCCAAUUGCGACUCGUGAACACCUUCUCCGAGCAAAUAUCCGUCCUUCCGGCAUUCACCCCGGACGACGCAGUCACUGCUAUCAAAGUCCUAGUUACAGGCUACCACUCUGGUCUUCAAAACAAUAGAUCACCUCAUGCACCCAAUCCGCUCGGUCUCAUCUCACAGAUGACGACGCACCCACCGCUCGUAGAAUCCGCUACCUACAUGCUCCACGACAUGUUUCCUUCCAUUGCGGAUAUUGCCAACGCUACGGUACAGGAUAUGGAGGUGCUUGGUAAAAGGGAUGCUCAUGUGGUUGUCGGGUUUUGGGAGGAAGAUUGGGUGUUUGGGUAGCGUUGGUGAAUGUGGUAUUGCGGAACUUUCUAUGGGAAUGGACGAUGAGGUGGGACCAAUAUGGCAGAUUUGAAAUAUGACACAGCAAACAGGAGAGUUGUGAUGGGUAUAGAAGUGCAC
This is a messenger RNA of Saitoella complicata NRRL Y-17804, 1156 nucleotides long. RefSeq lists its product as uncharacterized. NCBI's taxonomy places the organism in Eukaryota, Fungi, Ascomycota, Saitoellomycetes, Saitoellales, Saitoellaceae. The record is from RefSeq and is a predicted model, not a curated record. The transcript is spliced from 3 exons. Bases 410 to 1036 code for a protein of 208 amino acids.